GGACACCGAGCGACCCCGAAACGGACCCCCCGGCAUCGGGCGACCCCGAAAUCGUUGAGUUGGAUCCGUCGGCUUUGUUGGGUGAACCCCAAGAACCGUCACCGGGCGAGCGGAGCCCGGCUCACGAAACUCUCCGUUGGACGGUGGUGCAACAAAUCGAUUCUCCCGGCGCGGCGGUUGGUCGACGGAACGCUAAAAACGUUCCGGGUGGAGGUUUUUCGAAUUUUAAAAGCAUCAUCGUCCUCCAAAAAAGUUACGAAUGCGGCGAGUGCGGCAAAACUUUCAGCUGCAGCUCGCAUUUUAGCAAACACCGGCGCACCCACACCGGCGAAAAACCUUUCGUCUGCUUCCACUGCGGGAAAAGUUUUAACGUCAGUUCGAAUCUUUACCGGCAUCAACGCGCUCACGCCGCCGAACGAGCCGGAUCGACCGGUCAAACGCCGGCGUCGGCGCGUCCUCGCGGUUUGCCGUAUAAAUGCGAAGAGUGUGGGAAGAGUUUUCGGAGGAAUAAAGAAUUGGUGACGCAUCAACGGUUACACACCGGGAGGUUACCUUUCCAGUGCGGCGAUUGCGGGAAGAGUUUUUCGUGGAGUUCUCAUUUCGAUCGCCAUCAACGCGUCCAUACCGGUGAAAAACCCUACCAGUGUCCCGAAUGCGGGAAACGUUUUAGCCGAAGUUCUCACCUUUACCGGCAUCAACGUACCCACGCCGGCGGUCGUUCGUACAUCUGUACUUAUUGCGGGCGGAGUUUCGGUAGCACCCUCCAUUUCGAUCGCCAUCAACGAACCCAUACGGGUCAACGACCGUAUAAAUGUACUUUGUGCCGGAAAAGUUUUGGUGACGGCUCGGCGUUGGUUAAACAUCAACGCCUUCAUUUAGGCGACGGUCCUUUCCGCUGCGAAGAAUGCGGGAAAGUUUUCGGCGCGCGCGCUCA
Messenger RNA from Pterocles gutturalis (yellow-throated sandgrouse), 934 nucleotides. RefSeq names its product zinc finger protein 629-like. The transcript has a single exon. The annotation marks the transcript as partial. The record is from RefSeq and is a predicted model, not a curated record. NCBI's taxonomy places the organism in Eukaryota, Metazoa, Chordata, Aves, Pterocliformes, Pteroclidae. Gene Ontology annotation, biological process: regulation of immune system process; negative regulation of transcription by RNA polymerase II; regulation of cytokine production.